AUGCCUGACCCCUCCACCUCACUGCUCGCAACCAUCCGCACAGCGCUCGACGCCUCACCACCUGCAGUUGCACAACCGGGCACUCUACGGCUCCACACGCUCUUCUCCAUCCCACGCCAGGUCAAGUCGCUCUACCCACUCGCACACAUCCAUCCCACCGAUUUAGAAUACAACAAGAAUGCUGCUUCCAUUGGCGCCUUGGAGGAGCAAAUCUUCAUCACUGCCAGCUGGUCACCUCUCACCCAAGCCAAUGCGCCGCCACCCGACUCAGACGCUCGCGACGAGACUGAACACACCGACAAUUCGCCACUUCUGAUAUUGGCCAUGGAACUUUACCUCUACACCAUCCCUGAAUUCGGCUCAGCCGUGCUGUAUGUGUCCAAACUCGAUUCGAGCGGCUACGCUCCCCAAUCCAUCCCCACACCACUCAGGCAGGCUGUGUCAACGCACGUCUUUACCCACAAACCAAAGCUCUUCGGCAACACAUUGACAGCAACACUCAGCUCGGCUAUCACACAGCACUUUACGUCGUUCCGACAUUGGGACUCAACUGCGCAGGCAAGCGCGGCUGUUAACGUCUCGCAUCUCUCCGUCCACAUCCUAGCACGCAGCCAGAGAGCCUACCUGUUUCCCUCGAGUCCAGAAAACCCCAACAAGAAAGUUCUCUCGGAUGCAGCACUCAUCAAGUGGUGGAGAGCCGUGAUGUCAGACGUGGUGGUUGCUACCCGAGACGAGACAUCGCCCAUACGCGCUGCCGAUUUCAAGCGCCAGCUCAUCAAUGCAAGAGCCUACUAUGUGAUUCCAGGAUAUACCAAGCUGGAAUCUCACCCAUUGGUGCCGUUGGCUCGCCAAGAUUCGUCCGACAGCACCACGCAACCACCUAGUUCAGAUCAAGUUCUCCGACAGGCAAAUUGGACUUACGGCCAUCCGUAUAGCUCGAAUGGCGCGCACUGUAGCGAAUCCGACCUUCCGCCUCUUCCUCUUCACUGGCAUGCUUCUUCCUUUUGCCUCCGCGAGUCCGACAACCAUGUCACAACCGUGCAGACUGAUCCAAGUAAGGAUGAUUACAAUCCGAAACGCGUUCGCACAGUGCCGACGCUAAUGCCGCACUUUUGCGAUGAUCCUAAAACUCGUUUCCUCGACGAAAUGGCUCGAGAUGCACACGAACAUUCGGGCUGGAAGGUGAAAACCACGUCUACUGCGUCUACUGCGUCUACUGCGUCUACUACUGCCAGCAAUGGUGCCGUCGACGAUAACGUCGCAGCAGCUCAGCAGAAUGGUAGCAAGGACCAGAUCGAUGAUCUACAGUUGAUUCGGCAAGAGCAGCAUUCUCCACAAGAUCGCACCAACAAGCGUGCUGCCAAAGAUUCGGAUUGGCAAGACAAGGCUGAUAAACGAACCAAGACGCAGGGCGCAGCAGCAUCGUGUGUCAGUACGACGACUGCGUCAGGAGUACCGCUCAUCACGCUGCGCGCGCUGAUGCGCGAGCGACAAGCCAUGGACGAUCUACCGAUCGACGAAUUCUGGGAACGUAUGGGGUUCCGCCAAGAAUGUUGCUCCGGUAAUGCGGUCGGUGUUCUCGUGAUCCUUUUCACGCGUCAACCCACACGUGGUGCUUCGAGCUCGUCGCACUCCUCGUUCUCGCUCGAGAGACAACCGCUUUCGUUGCCGUACAAAGUACUUGGCGAUCUCGUCUUCAGGUCUCUGAUGAAAGACUCAUGCGAAUGGAACAAGCUAGCGUGUGCACGACAGUUGACCGAAAACUGGUUCCAAGCCGUCAAUCGCGAGGUCAAGCGCAAAGGUGGUCUCACCCAAUUCAUGCAAGAUGCAGGCAACCAAGACGAGCACGCGGUCCUGGUGGGAAAGGGUACAAUCUGGGACGACUUUGUGUUGCACGCACCGACGCAGCACCAGAUCGAUAGCGUCAAGCAACACAUGCAGCACAAACCAAACAGCAGUGCAGCAGCAUCACCCGUCGCAUCAACCAAUAUGCUCAGUGUCAAACGCAAGAAGAAGCCCGUCAGCUAG
Messenger RNA from Mycosarcoma maydis (corn smut), 2028 nucleotides. RefSeq lists its product as uncharacterized. Gene Ontology annotation, cellular component: nucleus. The transcript has a single exon. Gene Ontology annotation, molecular function: histone H3K56 acetyltransferase activity. The record is from RefSeq and is a predicted model, not a curated record. The coding region runs from base 1 to 2028 and encodes 675 amino acids. Lineage: Eukaryota; Fungi; Basidiomycota; Ustilaginomycetes; Ustilaginales. Gene Ontology annotation, biological process: DNA damage response.